AUGGCCCUGGUCCUGCCGCUGCUGCCGCUGCUGCUGUGGCGGGUUCAGGGGGACCCGCUGGGGAACCCGCAUGACCGAGUUUCCUUGGACGGCCGUCCAGGGGAGCGGGUGAAUCUCUCCUGCGCAGGGGUCUCCCAGCCAGACCGCUGGGUCUGGGCGCCGAGCUUCCCGGCCUGCAGGGGCCUGCCCAAAGGCCGCCGCCGCAUCCUGUCGGUCUCCGCCAGCGGGACCCCCACUGGCUCUCCCGCCUCGCCCUUCGCCGGCCGCCUGCGCGCCCUGGACCACCCGGGGAUCCGGCGGCUGGAGCUGCUUCUGAGCGCGGGGGACUCGGGCACCUUCAUCUGCAGGGGCCGCCGCCAGGACGAGAGCCACACGGUGCUCCGCGUGCUGGGCGACGCGGCCGGCUGCGGGGGCUCCGGGCCCGGCCUGGGGUCCGUGUACCCCCUGCUCCUGACCCCCCUGCUGGGCGCCGCGCUGGUGCUGGCGCUGGGCGCGCUGGGCGCGGUCUGGUGGCGGCGCAGGCGCCCACACCCACCCCCGCCGCGGCCACGCCCCAGACCUGUCCCCCGAGUGACAGCCGAGCCCCAGAGACCAGCAAAGGCCGAGGAGCCCAAGGCUGCGAGGGACCUGGACCAGGAGUCGAGCCUGCUCUACGCGGACCUGGAUCGCGCGGCCCUCAGACGGCCCUGCCAGCUGUCCCCAGCGGCCCCUGCUGACUCCUCCACCAUCUACGCGGUUGUUGUCUGA
Molecule: messenger RNA, 747 nt
Organism: Pipistrellus nathusii (Nathusius's pipistrelle)
Lineage: Eukaryota; Metazoa; Chordata; Mammalia; Chiroptera; Vespertilionidae
Source: the annotation of a GenBank genome assembly